Molecule: messenger RNA, 708 nt
Organism: Coccomyxa subellipsoidea C-169
Lineage: Eukaryota; Viridiplantae; Chlorophyta; Trebouxiophyceae; Coccomyxaceae
Product: alpha/beta-hydrolase
Exons: 4
Coding region: 1-708 (235 amino acids)
Source: RefSeq, a predicted model, not a curated record
AUGCUGCUAAGCAGGGGCUUGCGCAAGGUUCUUGACUGCCAGGUUGUCCGCCUUGAUACCAAGCGCGGCACGAACAUCGUUGCAGCCUACAUUCCAUUCAGAAGAGACACCAAGCCAACUAUUCUCUUCAGCCAUGGGAAUGCAGUGGAUCUGGCACUGAUGCUCCCCUUCUACAGGGAAAUUGCACGCGAGCUCCAGGUGAACUUGAUGGGGUAUGACUACUCUGGGUAUGGGGCGAGCACUGGCUUGCCAACGGUUCUGAACACCUUUACAGACAUCGAGGCAUGCCUCGUGUGGCUGCUGCAGCAAGGGAAGCAGCCUGAGGACAUCAUCUUGUAUGGCCAGAGUGUUGGCAGUGGCCCCACAUGCCACCUUGCAGCAAAAACACCAAAAUUGGGUGGGGUUGUCCUGCACAGUCCCCUUGCUACAGGCAUGCGCGUCAUGAACCCCACAUGGAAUUACUGGCCCACCUUCCUGGAUGUGUAUCCCAACAUCCGCCUGGUCCCAAAGAUUGCUGCACCGCUUCUCAUCCUACAUGGCACGAAAGAUGAAGUGGUGGACAUUUCAGCGGGACGUGCACUUCAUGCAGCUGCCAAGAACCCUGUGGCCCCUCUUUGGGCUCAGAACUGCAACCACCAGAAUGUUGAGCUCAGUCCAGAGUACCUUCUCAGGCUCAGAGCAUUUGUUCGAGAUGUGGGGAAGCAUUGA